This is a messenger RNA of Hyaloscypha bicolor E, 5853 nucleotides long. Its product is annotated as putative proteasome activator complex subunit 4. The transcript has 3 exons. Bases 1 to 5853 code for a protein of 1950 amino acids. Gene Ontology annotation, cellular component: cytosol; nucleus. NCBI's taxonomy places the organism in Eukaryota, Fungi, Ascomycota, Leotiomycetes, Helotiales, Hyaloscyphaceae. Gene Ontology annotation, biological process: proteasomal ubiquitin-independent protein catabolic process. Gene Ontology annotation, molecular function: peptidase activator activity; proteasome binding. The record is from RefSeq and is a predicted model, not a curated record.
AUGGAGGAAGGCUAUACGAAUGGUCGCAAUCAUGUGCAGUUACUCCAGAACCUCCUCCAAAAUGGCGGCCCGAAUGACACAAUAUCGCGUGCAACGUCUCCCGGCCUUGGAUUCAGCUCCAAUGGCAUAGGUUCAGAAAGGGACAAACGCUACCGGCCUCGAACCUUCCCCUACUUCCAAUUACUCCCGUACGGCGUUGAAGAAGAAUCGGAGAGAAAUAUAGCUUUGGACGAGAUUUUGAAGCAACUUUACAUUGCGAUCAAGGCAGAGGACAUACAACCAGGCGCGGUCCAUUGGACUAGAGAGCUCAAGGCAUGGCUUAACCUCAAAUUCGAGAUCACGCGGGAGCUACGAAUCAAGCUUGUACAUUUGUAUUACAUGCUUUCUCUGGCUCCUGGAAUGGAUUGGGUCGCUGCGGAUAGAUUUGAGAGCAUGUUUCGCUUCUUACUGAAGAAAAAGCACUACCUCAAGCCUGGAGAUGAUUUGAUACUCGAUUGGAGGCCUUUGUGGAAGGACCUCAAAAGCCUCGUCUUGCCAACUGAGACCGCACAACAACAAAGCGGUCGAAAACGAAGCCACAAAAACAUCGCCAACAUGUGCACUUUUGCAGCACAGUAUUUCGAUCCACGAGACAGAAAAGCUAUGUUGGAGGAGCUGCUACCAUAUUUCAGCACGUCUGAUGUCUCUGGCGCCUUCAUUGUUGUUGGUGCUCUAAAUAUGUUGAUGCCUACCCACCCAGCCUCGAGCGAACCAGAUCAGUUACAACCACAAGACUACCUACCCACUUUCUUCCAUCUAUGGUCACUUGUAAAUCGAUCCAAGGCUUUCGAUAUGAUCUUCUUUGAUCUUUUCUCAAGACUCGCCCGAGACUCGUUGACUAGUGAACACGUCCAAUUUUCUGAAUUUGGAAUCUUCACGAAAGACCAAUCUGAUCUUAUAUUUACCGCACUGUUGAGGUUGACUGAAAUUCCUGUUGGGCAAGCGUCUUCGCCCUAUAGUACGAUGGUUGAUCUUGGAGCUGGUCUUGGCAUGUUCCUUGAACGAGACAAGAAAAAGGCGCCAACUGGAUACUCGAUCGCUCGAUGGAUUGUCAUGUCAUUAUCACCAUCGUGCAUCGACAAGCCGGGGUCAAUUCUUUCCAACUUGGAAGGCUUGAUGCAAUCUAUCGAUACCUUUUUCCACCCGUCCAACCAAGGUGCUUGGACGGAUAUGCUAGCACAAAUCGUCUUCCAUUUGGUCGACUUUUUUGUCAUGCGUUGGAACCGAGAGCGGAGCGGAGAGAUGGAUACUCCACCAGAUCGUCAGAUCAACGAUGAAUUGAAGAAACGAUUCGUACUGAGCCUGAAAGAGGUCAUGUUCAUGGGGCUCUUCUCCAAAAAAGCUAAACAAUUGAAUUACUACUUCGGCACGUUACAGGGUCUAGCUUACCUCGAACCCCAUUUGAUCAUCCCAGGAGCUUUGCAACGAUUCUAUCCUUCAUUGCAAGGAUUGGUCGAAGUUCACCGAACUCAAUCAUCACUUUGUGGUUUACAGUUGACCGCCAUCGUCAUUUCGAAACACAAAGGCCUGCGAUGUCAUAUCACAGCACUCCUAGCACUGGCGUUACCCGGAAUCGAUGCCAAUGAUUUGUCGAAGACGCUACACACCUUGAAUUUCAUACAAUCUGUCGCCUACUGCGUACCUUUUGUUGAUCUUACCAAGGAUCACCACGAAAUCCACGACUCCUCACUUGCAAUACAAUGGGUGCAAGGCGAGAUGGAACGUAUGGAGCGGGAAGGUCCAAACGUUGAGAUAGACUAUCGAACAGAGUUGAGUGAUGAGGAUGAGGCCAACAUUGUGCGUUCGUCCACAGCAGGCUUCGGAGAGUUCGUCUUGUCUUUGCUCGGCAAGGUCUUCACGCUCCUUGAAAAUCUUCCCGAGCUUUCUCGAGUACGGUCCGGGUCACCAGAAGAGAGCGUUAUCAACACUUUACCAGCGGCGCUGACACCUCUCUUUGCGUCCCUUUCACCUGAGAUUUUUGACAUGGCGUUGGAGAAGGUCGCUGCUUUUGUCAGCGGCCAUGUGGUUCACCAGGCCCGAGAUGCGAUGGCUUUCAUUUGCAACUCGUUGUGCAAAGCCAAUCCUGAAAAGACUUUAAAGAUCUUUGUCCCCAUGCUCAUUGUUGGCAUUCGAAAUGAGAUCGACUACAACGAGGCUGCGUCCGACAGGAGCAGUGGAAGUGAUGUCUUACCUCGAGAUCGUGCCUUGGUCUGGCAUAUCAGCAUGUUAAGCAUGAUCAUAGUCCACGUUGGGGACAGUCUUAUGCCAUACAAGAAAGAGUUGUUCGAUAUUGCACUGUACAUGCAAGAGAAGUGCCGAGGCAUCCCGACGAUUCAUGUAUCGAAUUACAUCCAUCACUUGCUUCUCAAUCUUACCUUGAUAUAUCCCGUCGACGGUGCCUUGUACGAGCCGGACGUUCUCAAGAGAGGUUUAGAUGUUGAUGAUUGGGGCAAGACCAUCAAGCCCACUGAGCUGACCAUCAACUGGCACAAGCCCUCGACUGAAGAGAUCGAGUUCGCAGUGGAAUUAUUUGAAUCUCAAGUCAAUACUGCAACCGUAAGACUCGGUAAUCUCAUCAGCGACAAUCCGUCUGUUAGUAGGAAGGGGAAGAAUAAGGAGUGGUCGGACGAAGUUUCCAGGAAUCUGUCGCAGUUGAGACUCAUCAUCUCGGGUAUCGCGACUCUUUUCGAUCCCAAGAAAGCUUCUGGACAGUCAGAUAAGGGUGAAGACGCUGAUGGUGACGCUAUCAUGAAUGGCGACGAUGCUUUAGACGAGGAAAAUCCACUCGCCGAAGCAGCGGAAGACGAGGAAACCAGACCUCAAUUCCACUAUCGUGCAGGAUAUCUCCUUGAGAAGAACAGUUCAACAUAUGAACAUAUUCAUAGUCUACGGGAAGAUAUUGGUCUGCUUUUGUCAAAGAUUCACGAUUUUCUAAGUGCCCACCAGGAGGAUGACGUGGCUUGCUUCACGGCUCUCUACCAAACAUACCGGACUUGGAUCACGGACGUUGGCAACGAGAGAUCUGCCCACAUGCUUGAACGUGUCAGCAAGCUCUACGAUGCUGAUAUUCGAGCCUUUAAAAUUAGUGGGUUGCGGAAGAUAUAUCCAAGGCCACUCUUGGUCAAGCGAGCAUCGAUAUAUCACUUCCAACGUGCAAAACACAACUCAUCAGCCCGCCACAAGUCUGAGCUGGACAAGAAGCUGCUCUUGGAGUUAGCUGCAUCCUCUGUGUCCUUGUAUACCGAAGUGCGCAUCAAUGCACAAGCUGCUCUCGAGUCUGCACUAAAGAGUCUUAUUGGUGGUCGUCCUCUCGUCAUUCGACCACUCUUGAGCACGUUCAGACAGGCCUUGGAGACGAACGAUUAUGACCGCAUUAAAGGUGCCUUGUAUACAUUGCUAUAUGGCAGUCUUACAAAGACGAUUUCCAAGGAUUGGCGCUUCGCUCCGGAAAUGAUUGAACUUUAUAUCAAGACCGCUUCUGUGGACAAGCCAUCAAUCCAGAAGGUUAGCAAUAAUGCGUUAUACGGAGGGCUCAUGGAGUUCGGCAAGUCUUUGGAGCACUUCAUCGUCAUCGAUCAAGUCUUGGUUGAUGUCUUCGAGCCUAAAGAUGAUUAUAGCCCAAAAAUCACGUCUAGACAUGAGUUUAUCGUGGAGCGAAGACGCAAGGUUGAAGAGAAGAAGGCGUCAUUGGCCUUAAGCCUUGUGGAAACCUCGAAGAAUUCCCACUGGAAGAUCGCAGGUCGAUGCACCAUCUUCAUCCUUAAUGCCGGCCUUCGAAUUCAGACUCUCGCACCCCCCCCUCUUGUCGAGUUAGCUGUCAAGGGAUCCAUCGAUGAUCACCCAGGACUUCGAGGCAGUUAUGCUGAGUCGUUCAUUCGAAUCUUCUCCCAUAUCGAGACUCGAGCUGUCUACAGUCAUAGUCUUGAGAAAUUUGUUCGCGAAGAGGAAAAUCCGGUUAACAGAAUUGAGGUCACGGUUCCAACCGAUAAUCCACAUUGGACCGAAGAGUUCCUGCAAGGGUUCUCGAAGCCAGAGCUUCCAGAAUAUUUUGUCGAACGUGACUUUCCUGGAUGGCUCGUGUGGGGCAAGAAGUUCAGGGCAACCCGCGCCCGGCCUCUCGAAUUCACCGAUUACGACGAGCUGGAGAACUCGGUCAGGAAGCAGAUGGGAAGCUUGUUGACACGAGAAUGGUACGAGAAGUUCUUCGGGUACAUGAAGCAAGAGCCUCGCGAUUCGUCAUCAGAUCGGUUCAGAGUGCACAAUGUCGCUCUGCUGAUUCAUACUCUCGACCUCACCCUCAGCGGCAUGACAGCUGCCACCUUCGAAGAUAUCAAGGAAUUGAUUAAAGCCACUUUUGAGGAUGGCACUGACAAGCAUCAGCAUCGUGCUACAUCAGAGAUUAUCGCCGCACUUCUUGUCUGCGGCUUCGAACGACCGGUCGAAAUCCGCAAUAAGAUCUGGGCAUAUGCUGUGCCAAUCAUGUUAGACGUCUUUGCUGACGGGCUGACACCAGAGAACCUCACAUAUUGGAUGACUUGUCUGCAUAUGAUCAUCGGAGGAAAAGAUCCGAGACAGUGUCGAGAAAUCUUUGAGAGACUCGAGUCAUUCCGUUUGGAUAUGUCUUCGAAUGCAGCAUUCAAGGAAAGCUCCAAAGUCCAACUUUUGGAGUUUGCAAUCCAAGAUGCUGGCUGGCAUUUCCGCGCCGAAAAGCCAAUCCUUGAGGACUUCUUGGCACAUAUCGAUCACCCGUACAAAGCUGUUCGAGAAGCCAUUGGAAGAACGCUUGCUGCAAUCUAUCGUACACGAUACUACGAGGCCUUUAAGGACGUUUCGACGCUGUUGGAAGAAAACAAAGCCUCUUCAUCAAUUGGUAUCAAGCCAUACGAACCAUCGGAAGAUUUUUCCGCCAGUCUCAAGGAUGUCUUCAAUCGUCUCGAGGUUUGGCGCGGAGAACGUAGUCCUGGCCAGCAAACACCGUCUUCUUACACCUCGGGAAGCAAGACUGUGCUCUUGUGGCUGGAUACUACCCUCCAAUCUUACGAGUGUACUCAGCUUCUGGACUUUUUCCCAGACGUCUUUAUGGAGCAACUCCUUCAUAUGAUGGAUGUAAAGGAAGACCCAGAACUUCAGCGUCUCGCCUACCUCGUCUACCGCCACCUGCCCAAUAUUCCAUUCCGCGCUGGAGAAGAUGGCGAAUUCAUUGCUGCACUCAUUCGCAUUGGCAAGGUGUCUACAUCUUGGCAUCAGCGUCUGCGAACACUGAUCAACAUGCAAGUCAUUUACUUCCGCCGCAUCUUCCUUAUCAAGCCCGAGCAACAAGAGGCUCUGUUUGCAGCUGUCGCAGAUAUGCUUGAGGAUACUCAGCACGAAGUCCGCUCGGGGGCUGCUACAACUCUAUCUGGCAUGAUCCGCUGCUCUCCCGUCGCUCUCCGGAACAACAUCUUGUCUGACCUCAAACUCAAGUUUACCAAAUCUUUGAUGAAGAAUCCGAUGCCGAAGAAACAACCUGGAACAAGCACACCCAUCAAUAACAACCAGCAAGUCGUCCGCCGCCAUGCCGCAGUGUUGGGUCUCGGUGCUCUAGUCACCGCAUUCCCAUACGUGACACCACCGCCGGAAUGGAUGCCUGAGAUCCUGGCUCUACUGGCCUCUCGAGCUGCCCACGAUGCAGGUGCCAUUGGGAAGACAGUCAAGACCAUCUUGGCGGAUUUCAAGAAAACGAGACAGGAUACUUGGAUUACUGAUCAGAAGUAUUUCACACCAGAACAACUAGAGGACUUGGAAGGCGUGUUAUGGAAAUCCUAUUUUGCGUAA